Messenger RNA from Zingiber officinale, 758 nucleotides. RefSeq lists its product as uncharacterized. Bases 13 to 405 code for a protein of 130 amino acids. Gene Ontology annotation, biological process: translation. Gene Ontology annotation, molecular function: 5S rRNA binding; structural constituent of ribosome. Gene Ontology annotation, cellular component: ribosome. Lineage: Eukaryota; Viridiplantae; Streptophyta; Magnoliopsida; Zingiberales; Zingiberaceae. The record is from RefSeq and is a predicted model, not a curated record. The transcript has 2 exons.
GAACUAUCUGGAAUGAACUCUCAGGUCUCGAUGGCGUUGCCCUCGCCGCAUCUGCUGAGGUUGAUCGUGAGCUGCCGUAAGAUUGCGGUGGAGGUCACCUCUCCCCGGACCUCCACCAUCGUCGCCAUGGCGUCCUCCGACGAGCCGGAGUUUUUGGUCCAGAAUCACGCCCGGAACAGCCGUUUCCCCCGCACUCGGAUCUCCUGGGACGCCCGCGUCGCCGCUCGGGUCGGCGAGAAGCUAGCCCUCCGCCUCCGCGACCUCGGCGUGUCCUCCGUAGAGAUCGACCUCGGCGAGGAGCUCUCCCGACCGGCGCACUUCCGCCGCCCCGCUGCCUCUCUCCUUGGUUCCGUAGCACGCGCCGGCGUCCACGUCGCCGGAUUCGACAAACUACAUUACCCCUAGGAAGUUGUUCAAUCUGUUCCAAACCUUCCAAGAAGUUGUGCUGGCAAAUCAAACUUUGGAACCUUAUAAAAGUUGAAAAUGCUGUAGCUUCUCUGGAAAAAGAGUAGCCACCCUCCUCUUCGGUGCAUCAAUUAAUAGUACUCAUUGUUUCCACAUGGAUGCUCAUCAUUCAUACACCAUCAUUCAUACGCCAUGCUCAAUGCGCACUAUCCCCCCAAAGCUGGCACUAUCAUGGCAAGUAAACUCAAAUUUAUUGUCUAUCUUCUAUCUCUGUUCUAUGUCCAAAACACAACUUUAGCGAGGAAACUUUAAUUUAGAAGUAAUAAAAUUUGAGAAGCUUUGCAUGUUGAUCA